This is a messenger RNA of Ailuropoda melanoleuca (giant panda), 1863 nucleotides long. Its product is annotated as interferon-induced protein with tetratricopeptide repeats 1. Gene Ontology annotation, biological process: defense response to virus. The record is from RefSeq and is a predicted model, not a curated record. Gene Ontology annotation, molecular function: RNA binding; protein binding. NCBI's taxonomy places the organism in Eukaryota, Metazoa, Chordata, Mammalia, Carnivora, Ursidae. Gene Ontology annotation, cellular component: cytosol.
GCCUACAGCUUACAUCAUUAACUGUUGAUCUUAUUUAGCCCCGUGACGGGGCUUAAGUCCAGAACAUCCUGAAGACUGGCUGGGUCUCUGAGGAGCUGCAGAACUGCUGUCUAAUUCACCGCAGCCAUGAGUGAGAAUGCGGAUGAGGUCAAAGAUAAGCUGGCUCAGCUGAGAUGUCACUUUACCUGGGAGUUACUCAUUGAAGACACCGAACUGCCUGACUUGGAAAACAGGAUCAAUGAGAUUGAUUUCCUAGACACCAAAUACAACGUGGGGAUCCACAACCUGCUGGCCUACGUGAAACACCUGAAGGGCCAGAACCAGGAAGCCCUGGGGAGCCUGAAGGAAGCUGAAGACCUCAUCCAGCAGGAACAUGCUGCCCAAUCGGAUGCGAGAAGUCUGGUCACGUGGGGCAACUACGCCUGGCUGUAUUACCACAUGGGCAGACCGGCAGAAGCCCAGGCUUACCUGGACAAGGUGGAGAGCACCUGCCGGAAGUUCGAGGCUCCCUCCCGCUACAGGAUGGAGUGUCCCCAGAUGGACUGUGAGGAGGGAUGGGCCUUGCUGAAAUGUGGAGGGAAGAACUAUGAACGCGCCAAGGCCUGCUUUGAGAAGGCUCUGGCAGUGGAGCCGGAAAACCCUGAAUUUAGCACUGGGUAUGCCAUCACCAUCUACCGCCUGGAUGUCUUCAGCACAGCAGGAGAGGCUAGCGAGGCGUUCUGUCUGCAGCCCCUGAAAGAGGCCAUCAGGCUAAACCCAAAAGAUGCGUAUAUUAAGGCUCUCCUUGCCCUGAAGCUUCAGGACUUAGGCCAAGAAGCUGAAGGAGAAAAGUACAUUGAAGAAGCACUGACCAACAUGUCCUCGCAGACCUACGUCUUCCGAUACGCGGCCAAGUUCUACCGAAGAAAAGGCUCUCUGGAUAAAGCUCUUCAGCUCUUAAAAACGGCCCUGCGGGCCACCCCCUCCUCCGCCUUCCUGCACCACCAGAUAGGGCUUUGCUACAGGGCACAAAUGAUUGAAAUAAAGAGAGCUGCCAACUGGCAGCCUAGAGGAAAGGAUAGAGAAAAUGUUGAUAGAAUGAUAAGAUUAGCCGUAUCUCAUUUUCAAUUUGCUCUGGAACAAAAGCCCACAUUUGAAAUUGCUUAUAUACACCUGGCAAGUAUGUACAUAGAAGCUGGCGACUACAGAAGAGCUGAAGACACGUAUCAAAAAGCGUUCUGCUUGAAAUCACUGGAAGAAGAAGAACUCCAAAAGAUACAUUUCCACUAUGGUCAAUUUCAGGAAUUUCAAAAGAAAUCUGAGGUUAAUGCAAUUAUCCAUUAUUUGAAAGCAGUAAAAAUAGAGAAAGCGUCAUUUUUUAAGGAUAAAAGUAUGAAUUCUUUGGAGAAAUUGGCUUUAAGGAAACUUCGUAGAAAUGCAUCUGAUGUAGAAAGCCUGAGCAUUCUUGGGUUCGUCUACAAGGUCAAAGGAGAGAUGAAUAAGGCCCUGGAGUACUAUGAGCGGGCCCUGCGGCUGGCUGCUGACUUUGGGAACGCUGAGACAGGAUCCCUAGCCGUGGAAAUAUGAACGGCGUUCACAUUUUGUUUGAUUUUUAGGUAAACAUGUUAACUCUAAUCAUUUUUUCUGCUUGCUGCUUUCAAAAACAUAUUAAGUAAUCCACUAUAGUGAUGUAAGUUUUUAACAUUUAUACUGAAACCCGAUACAAUAUUGUUUGUACUCAACAGUGGAUAGUGAAACAGAUAUGUAUACAUUUCUGUAUGUGAGAGUGAGAGGAACCAUUUCUCUGUGAAUGUUAUCUAGUAGAAAAACAGUUUUUUGAGUAGAUUGGUAGCAAAUAAAGCACUGGACUUACAUAAAAUAAAA